Carlito syrichta (Philippine tarsier) is the source of this 1568-nucleotide messenger RNA. Its product is annotated as dynamin-2-like. Bases 44 to 724 code for a protein of 226 amino acids. NCBI's taxonomy places the organism in Eukaryota, Metazoa, Chordata, Mammalia, Primates, Tarsiidae. The transcript has 4 exons. Gene Ontology annotation, cellular component: membrane; microtubule; cytoplasm. The record is from RefSeq and is a predicted model, not a curated record. Gene Ontology annotation, molecular function: GTPase activity; microtubule binding; GTP binding.
CCAGGCAGAAAACGAGGAUGGGACCCAGGAGAAUACCUUCUCCAUGGAUCCGCAACUGGAGCGGCAGGUGGAGACCAUUCGCAACCUGGUGGACUCCUACGUGGCCAUUAUCAACAAGUCCAUCCGCGACCUCAUGCCAAAGACCAUCAUGCACCUCAUGAUCAACAAUACGAAGGCCUUCAUCCACCACGAGCUGCUGGCCUAUCUGUACUCGUCAGCCGACCAGAGCAGCCUCAUGGAAGAGUCAGCUGACCAGGCGCAGCGGCGGGACGACAUGCUGCGCAUGUACCACGCACUCAAGGAGGCACUCAACAUCAUCGGGGACAUCAGCACCAGCACUGUGUCCACACCUGUGCCCCCACCCGUCGACGACACCUGGCUCCAGAGCGCCAGCAGCCACAGUCCCACUCCACAGCGGCGACCUGUGUCCAGCGUGCACCCCCCAGGCAGGCCCCCAGCGGUGAGGGGCCCCACUCCAGGGCCCCCCCUGAUUCCUGUGCCAGUGGGGGCUGCAGCCUCCUUCUCGGCGCCCCCCAUUCCAUCCCGACCUGGACCCCAGAGUGUGUUUGCCAACAGUGACCCCUUCUCAGCCCCACCUCUGAUACCAUCUCGGCCAGCACGGAUCCCCCCCGGCAUUCCCCCUGGAGUGCCCAGCAGAAGACCCCCUGCUGCGCCCAGCCGGCCCACCAUUAUUCGCCCGGCCGAGCCAUCCCUGCUCGACUAGGCCCGUGGGGGGGCAUUUCUGGGGGCCUCGCACACCCACGGUGCAGGAGCUCCGGUGGUCGGGGCCCCUCCGCCACUAAGUGGGACCAGGCUCCCUGCGAGCAGUCUGUCUCCUCCUUCACCCGGCCCUGUUGGGACUGGCCCGGCCCGGCCCGGCCCGGCCCAUCCCAUCCCAGCUGGACAUCGCACCCAGAGAAGGGCCCUGGAGCCAGGCGGGGGCGCUAGGGUGUUGCACUUUGAGGAUGGGGUCUCGGAGUGGUAGAGGGGACCUGCACCCUGGGCACCAUCUUGAAUGAGGGUUCCAUGCUGGGGUGACUCUGUCACAGAGUCUUCUCUGGCUGGGAAAGGCAAAGUUCAGUAGGCCUUCUAGAAGCCGGGGCACCAAGGGUACCUGAACCCCUCCUCUGGUGGGGCUAGGAGUAUCUCCACUUCCCAUCAGUGAGCUAGGCCAUGUGCCCGCACUGCUCGCCUGUCAGGCCUGAGUUGUACAUAUUCCUUCCUUGGCCACAUUAACCACACAGCCUGAGCCCGGCCCAGCCUCGGCUGCCGGAGGUGCCUUUGCAGGCCCGGAGCCCUCAACCCGGACCGGCCAUGCUCUCUCCCUUCUUGGCCCCCUCCUCCUCGUCAUGGGUCCCCAGGGUGGCUUGGGCUUGGGGCCGUGUGGUGUGGAGGGCCUUUGGGGGCCUCUCAGCUCCUUCCCAGGCCGCCUCCACCGGGUGGGUCCCGGGCAGGGCAGCCUCUCCCUGAGUAGACCUUCCUGCUGCUCCUCGCGCGGUCUGACCACUGUAAGUGCCUGCACUCUGUACCCUAUUAAUAAACUAAAUAAAGGGAAGACGCUUCUGGUG